ACAUCGUCGUCAUCUUCUUCUUCUUCAGCAAUGGAAGACCUGCUGGGUCUUCUUAGAAUUCACAUGCACAGAGGUGUCAAUCUCGCUGUCCGAGACGUCAAAAGCAGCGAUCCUUAUGUUAUCGUCAAGCUCGGCAAACAGAAAUUGAAGACUCGGGUCGUGAGGAAGAACACGAACCCAGAAUGGAACGAAGAUCUCACGCUGACCGUCACUGAUCCGAGUCUUCCCGUUAAACUGUUCGUGUACGACAGGGACAGGUUGAGCUUCGACGACAAGAUGGGGGACGCGGAGUUCGAGAUCGGGCCCUUCGUGGAGGCGCUCCGGAUGCGUCUGGACGGGCUGCCGAGCGGGACCAUAAUCACCCGGGUCCAGCCCACCCGGCAGAACUGCCUCGCCGACGAGAGCCGUGUCGUCUGGGCUGACGGCAAGGUCGUGCAGGACAUGGUCCUGAGGCUGCGCAACGUCGAGAGCGGCGAGAUCGAGCUGCGGCUGGAGUGGAUCGACAUCCCGGGAUCGAGAGGGCUGUGAAACCGCAUCGCGCAGCGGCGACCCUUUCCCGAUCUCGCCCUCUUUUUUGUGUGAUGUUUUCGCGCUGCUUAGUACACAUUCCUAGAGAAAAGACCCAGCCGAAUAAAGUGUUUGUCAAUGGCGAGAAUGAGAGUUCUUUGAUGGUUGCUUGGUAGGAGGGACGAAGAGAACAAUGUGUAAAUUGAGUACUUUAUUUGGACCGCUUGACUUUUGUGAAGAAAUUAGGUCUAAUUUCCGGGUCACCAAUCACCAAAUUGUCCCAACCAUGCCACUUUGCUUUUGUCUUGACCAAUAAUAUUCCAAGGCAUAAAGGAAUCCACACUAA
Molecule: messenger RNA, 853 nt
Organism: Rhodamnia argentea
Lineage: Eukaryota; Viridiplantae; Streptophyta; Magnoliopsida; Myrtales; Myrtaceae
Product: protein C2-DOMAIN ABA-RELATED 4-like
Exons: 3
Coding region: 31-528 (165 amino acids)
Source: RefSeq, a predicted model, not a curated record